Molecule: messenger RNA, 1530 nt
Organism: Striga hermonthica
Lineage: Eukaryota; Viridiplantae; Streptophyta; Magnoliopsida; Lamiales; Orobanchaceae
Source: the annotation of a GenBank genome assembly
AUGCCGGAGCCGGUUGAAGGAAGCCGCUGGUGGUGGGACUACACAGACGACAAGCCGUUUCCGCCGGAGCCUGCUUGGUCGCAUCCAUCUCCGGCGAUGAGUCGCGGCGGCACGACGAUGAAGCGUGGUGGAAGAGCUUUGUCGUUGAGGAGACGAAAAUUGGAACAAGCCCUCGAAGUGAAAUCCCUCCGUCGUAUUAUUAGCGCUUAUCUCAACUAUCCAGAGGCUGCGGAGGAGGAUAUUAGAAGAUAUGAAAGAUGCUUCGGAAGGCUUGUGCUUGCCCACAAGGCGCUGUUGUUGCACCUUCCGCUGAAAUUUCAAAAACUUAGAUGGUGUGUCACACAAAAUUCUUGUUUCAUAUUUGAAAUGCUCAAGGCCUUUGAACCCCCUCUUGAUAUGAGUCUGGACGUUGAUAUUUCUGAUGAUCAAACCAUAGCGAAUGCCUCAGAUAACUGUCCUUUGUCUAGUGAGAUGACCGUUCUUCCUUGUCAGUCUGGCUCAAAUAGUAGCAAAAUGCCUUUUUCAAGGGCUGAUGGUUUUAGCUCCGGAGAUGGAGCUCAUGGAUCCUUGACAUCGGAAAUUGUUAAUGAGGCAAAGAAUAUCAGUGAUUCGAAUGAAAAUGCUGGGAACUGUUCUCUCUUUGGUAGUGACACAAAGGUAUCUUCAUCAUCAUCACCUGAUUGGUUGGACCCAUCAUUACAGUUCCGUGUACCUUUAGUUGAUGUAGAUAAGGUGCGAUGCAUCAUAAGGAACAUUGUCAGAGACUGGGCAAGUGAGGGUCAGCGUGAACGUGACGAGUGCUAUAAGCCAAUACUUAAUGAACUUGAACGACUUUUUCCAGAUCGUUCCAGGGACAGUCCUCCUGCAUGUUUAGUUCCUGGGGCUGGACUCGGGAGGUUAGCGUUGGAAAUUUCAUGUCUGGGUUUUAUUAGCCAAGGGAAUGAGUUUUCUUAUUACAUGAUGAUAUGCUCCAGUUUUAUAUUAAACCACUGUCGAAUUGCUGAGGAGUGGACAAUAUAUCCAUGGAUACACAGUAAUUGCAAUUCUCUCUCAGACAAUGAUCAACUUCGUCCUAUUUCAGUUCCAGAUAUUCAUCCAGCAAGUUCAGCGAUAACUGAUGGCUUCUCAAUGUGUGGAGGUGAUUUUAUUGAAGUCUAUAGCGAUCCAAGUCAAAAAGGAGUUUGGGAUGCAGUUGUGACGUGUUUCUUUAUAGAUACAGCACACAACGUUGUUGAAUAUAUCGAGAUUAUCUCAAGAAUCCUCAAGGAUGAGGGUGUCUGGAUAAAUUUGGGUCCCCUGCUUUAUCAUUUUGCUGAUAUGUAUAAUCAGGACGAUGAGAUGUCAAUCGAGCUGAGCUUGGAAGAUGUAAAGAGGGUUGCCUGUCAUUAUGGAUUUCAAAUAGAGAAGGAAUCAACAAUAGCGACAACUUACACAACGAACAUGAGAUCAAUGAUGCAGAAUCGAUAUUACGCUGCAUUUUGGACCAUGCGAAAGAAGCCGCUUGCGUUGAGGACACAUGAUGCACAAUAA